Molecule: messenger RNA, 867 nt
Organism: Aspergillus ochraceoroseus IBT 24754
Lineage: Eukaryota; Fungi; Ascomycota; Eurotiomycetes; Eurotiales; Aspergillaceae
Product: thioesterase family protein
Exons: 4
Coding region: 1-867 (288 amino acids)
Molecular function (GO): fatty acyl-CoA hydrolase activity
Source: RefSeq, a predicted model, not a curated record
AUGAUACGGAAUCAACUCCUCCGAGGCCAGCGCCUCGUCUUUCAGUUCUCAAUCGCUCAGAUCCGUCCGUUCUCGGCCUCAUCUCCUCCUGCCUCCGAUUCGAAGACGGUUGCGCCGAAACCUCCCGAUAUUGACCCUCGAUGGCUUACAAUGACAAAGCGGAGAGUAGGGAGGUGUAUGAUGUUUGGAUUGAAACCUGAUCAGAUUCAGGAAGCCGGCGAGAUCCUGCAGCAAAUAGCCCGGGAUUGGCGGGAGCUGAUUGCGGGCAGUGAAGGGUAUUUGACAGAGGAGACGCGAAGAGGAUUGUUCCGGCAGCGUGUCGCGUGGGGUGAAAUGCAUGGACAUGUCAACAACGUGACAUACGUUAGAUACGCCGAAACCGCACGAGUAUAUUUCACCCGAAACUUCGCCGUCCACAUCGAUCCCUCGCAUAAGGAGGAAUGGAUGAACCUUGUCAGUUCCAGGGGACUCGGGAUCAUCCUUCGCAGCAUUAAAGUCGACUACAAAUUUCCCAUGCAAUACCCAGACAAGGUCACAGUGUAUCACAAACUAGUUCACGACCCUGCAUCCCCCCAGUUUUCUCAAUACGCGUUUCACCUCCAGGCCACGAUACUGUCCGAAGCGCGUCAGCGGCCCGCAGCACGGUGCCAUGAGGACCUAGUGACGUACGAUUAUAGGCUAGGGAAGAAGGCGGCGAUCCCGCCGUUUCUCAUGGAGCAAUUCCAGAGAACGUGGCAGCUCCAGGAAGAAGCUAAGAAAAUCUGGCGCCAGCGGAUUCUUGAUAUCGAGGCGGCGGUUAGGAAGUUAGAAGUAGAGAGUUGGGAUCGAGAGGAUGCCGUUGAAGAUAUGGGUUCUGCAAAGAAAUAG